AUGUCGGUAAUUAUAGUGGGACUGGACUUGUCAUCUAAUCUCCCCAUCAUCUUAUCUUCAACCUUCGACCUAGCCGCCGAAAUGGACACCUUCGAUUUAGACUGCUUUGAUGUUGAUCUUGCUGCUGAGGCGAUCGGGUCGUCGGCCACCACAAUUCUUUCGAUCAUUACCAAGUUGCGGAAAGAGGCUCGACCCGCGACGUUCUACGUCAAGUUCACAAAUGUACCUCCUCAAGUUUCCGAUAAAGAGCUCUCGAAAGGAUGCCGGCAGAUGUUUAAUCCUGAGAAUCGAACACUGAUCGUCACUGUGCCGAGCGUACAACAUGAGGCCGCUGCCGGAAACUUCAGCCGAUUUUUCACCCAGACAACGAUCGCCGCUAAUAUACCGAUCCGCGAGUUCUCAUCCUGUGGAUCAACGCGGGUAAAGGGGAUUUGUUGCUCGAAAGAGCCAGAUGGCUCAUUCUAUGUCACUAAUUUCCCUUCAACAGGUGGUAAACAAUGGCCAACAGUUGUGGUCGAAGUUGGGCUAUCGGAAUCUAAAAGAAAGCCCCGGGCCGACGCUGCCUGGUGGAUCGCCAAUAGCAAGGGGGAGGUGAAUGUUGUGAUUACGAUAUCAAUCAGCAAGUCAAUCGCAAAAGUGGUCUUUGAAGCCAUUGUGCUUAUUCACCCAACCCCGAUGUUACGCAGCGGUCCCCGGUAUCAGUCAACAGUUCGGCAGUCAAUUGUCCUCUCCCGGCCACUAGGUGGCCAAAAUAAGCCGAUUUCUACCACCCCUCAAACCCCACUAAGGAUUUCAUGCCAAGAACUUCUUCGUCGUUCGGCUGUACCCCCGGAGACCGAUCCGGACAUUCCAGUCCAGACUUUGGAGGAUAUUGCGUGGUUUAUAUGGAAGUUCCAAGAUGUGUAG
Messenger RNA from Penicillium odoratum, 906 nucleotides. RefSeq lists its product as uncharacterized. Bases 1 to 906 code for a protein of 301 amino acids. The transcript has a single exon. The record is from RefSeq and is a predicted model, not a curated record. Lineage: Eukaryota; Fungi; Ascomycota; Eurotiomycetes; Eurotiales; Aspergillaceae.